Messenger RNA from Pseudonaja textilis, 4304 nucleotides. RefSeq names its product phosphatidylinositol 4-kinase type 2 alpha (gene PI4K2A). Gene Ontology annotation, cellular component: trans-Golgi network; plasma membrane; lysosomal membrane. NCBI's taxonomy places the organism in Eukaryota, Metazoa, Chordata, Lepidosauria, Squamata, Elapidae. Gene Ontology annotation, biological process: endosome organization; phosphatidylinositol phosphate biosynthetic process; Golgi organization. Gene Ontology annotation, molecular function: 1-phosphatidylinositol 4-kinase activity. The record is from RefSeq and is a predicted model, not a curated record.
GUCAGGUGAUCCGAACUGAGCGGCGUUGAGUCUGAGACCGCGGGGCCGUAGUUUAUGCGUGCAAGCGCCCAUCCGGGGUUAGAUCAGCGCCUCGGACCGGCUCGGCCUAUGGAUGAAACGAGCCCGCUGGUAUCUCCAGAGCGCGGUCCGGCCCCGGGGUAUGGGCUGCCUGGGGGUGCCGUGCGCUCCCCGCCCUGCCCCGCUGCCCCGACUACUCCCGCUGGACCCUGUCCCUGUCCCUCCCCACCGGGAUCUCCCGCAGGUGGCCGCGACCGGGAGCGCCAGCCACUAUUGGAUCGGGGUGGUGGUGCGGAGCGUGGAGCCACGCGGGGGACUGUACCAACAGCCGGGGCGACCCAGACUCAGGCUCAAGUGGGGGUCGGAGUAGGGAUCGCCGCGGGUCGAGGUGAACGGGAGCACCGGAAUGAAUUUCCCGAUGACCCAGAAUUCGCCGAGGUGGUGCGACUGGCAGAGCUGGCGAGCGAACGCGGAAUUUACCCUGAGCGCAUCUACCAAGGUUCUAGCGGCAGCUAUUUCGUCAAGGAUCCCCAGGGGAAAAUCAUUGGUGUGUUCAAACCGAAGAAUGAAGAACCCUAUGGGCAUCUGAAUCCAAAGUGGACAAAAUGGCUGCAAAAACUUUGUUGUCCCUGCUGUUUUGGAAGAGAUUGUCUAGUUCUCAACCAAGGAUAUCUGUCUGAAGCUGGUGCAAGUCUUGUUGACCAAAAGCUGGAACUGAACAUUGUACCUCGCACAAUGGUGGUGUACUUGGCCAGUGAAACAUUUAACUACAGCGCCAUUGACAGAGUGAAGUCCCGAGGCAAGCGUCUCGCCUUGGAAAAAGUGCCAAAGGUUGGGCAGCGGUUUCAUCGAAUUGGUCUUCCACCAAAGGUGGGUUCCUUCCAGCUUUUUGUGGAAGGCUAUAAGGAUGCAGAUUACUGGUUGCGGCGCUUUGAGUCUGAGCCUCUUCCAGAAAAGAGUAACCAUCAAUUGUUGCUACAAUUUGAGAGAUUGGUGGUGCUGGACUAUAUUAUACGCAAUACUGAUAGGGGUAAUGACAACUGGCUGAUCAAGUGUGAUUGCCCCCUGGACAGUACCAGUAUGCAGGACUCAGAAUGGGUUGUAGUCAAGGAGCCUAUAAUUAAACUGGCAGCCAUUGACAAUGGUUUGGCUUUCCCUCUUAAGCAUCCAGACUCUUGGAGAGCAUAUCCAUUCUAUUGGGCAUGGCUGCCACAGGCCAAAGUGCCAUUCUCUCAAGAGAUCAAGGAUCUUAUCCUGCCAAAGAUUUCAGACCCUAAUUUUAUCAAGGAUCUAGAAGAAGAUCUCUAUGAACUCUUCAAGAAAGAUCCAGGUUUUGACCGAGGCCAAUUUCAUAAACAGAUUGCAGUAAUGCGUGGUCAGAUCCUGAACUUGAUGCAGGCCCUGAAAGAUGGGAAGAGCCCUCUUAACUUGGUCCAGAUGCCUCCGGUUAUUGUAGAGACUGCUCGUUCCCAUCAACGCUCUGCCAGUGAAUCAUAUACACAAAGCUUCCAGAGCCGCAGGCCCUUCUUUACCUGGUGGUAGCAGUUGCCUCUAUUCUCAGUGAAGAACUUUAAAGGGGGCAUCAUUUGAGAGAAAGCAAUCAACCCUCCAGACUGAGGUAGCCUGCUGUAGAUGGACGGAAAUGUAAGCAGGGGUCAGUCUCAACUCUGUAUAUUCCCUGCGAGAAACAAGGGAUGUUCAUUGGUUUGAUUGCUGCUGCCCUCUCUUUGGGCUGGACAUUGUCCUGUCAUCAGCCCAAGCAUGACAGCAUUUCCUAGCAGGAGCCUGCAUGCCCAUAUCCUUCUAAUGUUCAUUUGGAUGGACAUCUCAUAAGGUCUCCUACAAGGAAGGGCUGGUGGUGAGGGGAUAAUCCAAAUUGGAUGGAAGCACUUCACUGUGUGUUACUGCCAGCCUUGUUGUUCCUUCCUUGUUGCACAUUUGUUAUUCCUAUUGAAAGCAGGUUUUCCUGCCCCACUGGAUUUGCUGUUUCUCUUGUCCUAUGGAGGAGCUCCUAGUGUGUAUGCCUUGGGGCUGUUCAAUAGGAAAUGUGGUGAUAAUCAGAAUUUAAUCUGAUAUAAAGUAAUUUAUUGAGGAUUGGGGCAAAACUAAAUGUAAGAGCUUCAAUUCCACUUAGGAUAAAUAAUAGGGCAGACGGAUUCUGCAAGGCAACCAUAGAGCAAAAAUUAACUAGUGUGCUUCCUAUUCCUCUUGUGGCUAGGACCACGGACCUCAGAUACUAAUUUUUAAUUUGGUUUUAAAUUAUCCAUCCCAUGCUCAUAAAUUCAUGCUCCACAUAAUCCUAGAGCAAUCGAAAAACAGUUAUAUAUCUACCACUAUUACCUUGGGUUAGCAUUUCAGACACAUUUACUGUAUUCCCAAGGGUAAGCAAUAGCUGUCUCUCAUCUCUAGAAAUGCUGGCUGAUUUAGGAGAAGAGAAGUUAUUCCAGAAGCAAUGGUAUGCAUUGUCCUACAGAGUGGGAAUUCCAUUGGGCUGGUUUGAGCAUUGACAAUCUGUAGGGGGGGAGGGAAGUAGGGAGGGAAAUUCUGUGUGGGAUGCUGACAUAGGGAGAUGUCCUCUACAGGCUGUAGAGAAUUGUAAGAGGAAGGUAGAAUUUCUACCGUAUCAAGAUGAUGUUCUAUGUACAGUGGGAUGAUUCAAUGAUUGUUGCUUCUCAUAGGCUACUGUACUAAACUGGCAACAAGAACUUAUUUGAAAUUUUCUAUAUAAGUUUCCCAGUUGGCUACUUGGCUGCUUCCCAGACCUUCAAGAAGAGACUUUUUACUAAUUUUAGCUUCCUGUCUCUUUUAAACAAAGUCCUGAUAUGCUGAAUGUAGGACCUCUUUUUCUCUGGUGUUGCUGGCUCAAGAGACAGCUUCUUGCAUUUUGUUAGAAGUGGCAGGCAGAAGCUGGCACUUGGAAAUACUUUAAAUUUUUGCCAGUCCGAACUGAAAUGUAUUGUUCUUAUGCACUAUAGAAAUGUAUGUAAUAUAUUUAAAUCAAUGCAAAUCUCUUCAUAACAGAUCUGCUGUUACAGAGUCAGUCUCUUGUGUGUGUUUGUCUUCUGGAGUUAAUAAGAACUGGAUCUUCCCCCUUCACUAGCCUCACACCAUGCAGUAGAGCUGCAAUUGUGCCUUGACAUGACUGACUUUUAUUUACCACAGAUUAUUGUAGUCUACAAUACCUGCAUUGUCAAAAAGUCCCUCCUUAUUGUUCUUGUUUUAUUUGUAAAAUAUGUUUGCAGGACCUGGUUUAUGUUGGAGCUGCUACAACAUGGAUAAAUUGCCUCCUAUCCCUGUAUUUUAAUAAUUUAUCAUUGCUGCCCCUGAUUAGAAUGGAUACCUAAUUAUUACAUGUUCUGUGCUGAUAGCAUUGCAUGUGUGCAGGGACUGAAAAUCAAUUUUUCAAAUUCAAUAUUAAAUAUGGAGUGGAUUUACAGGAUUAUAUUCCAGCGUUGUAGGGAAAACCAUUACGUUUAGGCUUAGUGAGAUACAAAAUUGUGUAUUGUCUCCUAGAAACUGUUGUGCCUUAUUUUUUCCUGUGCUGCUGUUUAAUUUGGCCUUGACACAUUUUCAAACGUUGAUUAUUUAGUAAUGUUCAGAAAGGGUUGUAGAGGUAAAGUAAGUAGUAAUGUAACUUUUUGCCCUUUGAAAGUCAGACCUUCCUAUCAGUGUUUGAAUGGCAAUAUGACAUGAUUGUUUCUUGGUGGCUGUCAAUCAGAUCCAUGAAAUGAAAAAGCAGCUAUGUGUAUCAUGCUGUCCUGCAGCUGCUUAUAACUGAUUCACAUGUCUAAGCCAGUGCUGUCAAAUUCGCGGCCCGUGGGCAAGGUACGUCACAUGCUGGCCGCACCUGCGCCCAGUUUAGCAAAGGGCAGAAAAGUCCCAGUACAUCACAUGACACCACUGUGACAACCUUUGACACCCCUGUUGUAGGCCAGCGCUUCUCAGACUUUUUCUGCAAUUGUGGGGAAAAGGUACUUGCCUUUAGAGUAUUUGUAUGCAUUUGUGGCAGUGAGAAAACAUUUAGUUCUAACUUCAAUGGAUUAGCAAACAUGUUCAGAACUUGCUGUACUCACUAAAACCUUUUAUUUAAAUAAACCUUGCCAAUUCGAUAUUGUUUAAGGCAAAGGUAAGCAGCCUGCAGUUCUAAAAUCGAUGUAGCCCUUGGUGUAUUUUCAUAUGGCAUCUGUAAGAAAUGAAUCCAGACCUUUGGUAGGGCAACACUUUCUCUGGCACGCCACUGGGCAAAAACUAUUGAAGCUGGUCAUGUGAGGGGAUGUGGCUUCCUA